AUCAUUAUAACAAUGUCAUCAACAACCACCAUCAAAGCUUCUUACACUGUCAUCCCCGCCGAGCCUACUCCAAACACUAACCUAUGGUUAUCUCCGAGUGACCAAGUCACGCGUUGGACUCACAUGUCUGCUAUCUAUGUUUACAAAGAAUCCCCCAACCACGACGCCAUGGACACCAUGAGAGAUUCUCUCAGCAACAUUCUCGUCCAUUACUACCCCCUCGCCGGAAGGCUUAGCUGGAUCGAAGGUCACCGUCUUACACUCAAUUGCAACGCCAAGGGUGCCACAUUGCUCGAAGCCGAAUCAACGAAAACACUCUCUUCAUACGGAGACUUCGCGCCGAGUGACACCAUAAAAAAUGACCUAACUCCCACCUGUUGGGCCGGCCCUGCCGUUGAUUACACUCAACCCAUAGAGGACCUCCCUCUAUUGCUAGUGCAAGUGACAAGGUUCAAAGGAACCAAGCAGGGACUUGUCAUAGGGAUUUCUAUUAACCAUGUUUUAUGUGAUGGUCUUGCCGCUAUUCGUUUCAUCAACUCUUGGGCCAAGCUUUGUAAAGGGGACGCGUUAGAUCACAGUGAGAUGUUCCCCUUUCUUGACCGAACGAUAAUGAACUCCUCCACAUGCCCGCGCUUUGACCACCCUGAGUUGAAGCCGCUCUCGCUCUUGCUAGGAAGCACGAACAAUGCGGAAGAAAGGAAAUACGAGAGAGCCGCUACGGUGCUGAAACUGACAAAGGUGCAAGUGGCCAAACUGAAGGAAAAAACCAAUAACGAUGGCAUGAAACAACAAGAAGGGUCGUCAGGAGUACCUUACAGCACGUUUGAGGUUGUUUUCGCGCAUGUGUGGAAAUGUCUGACCAAGGCGCGUGGGCUUGAUAAUGUUCAACCGAUGGUGGUUAGGGUGAUUGCAGAUAUUCGUAACAAGCUGAACCCGCCUCUUCCUAUGAACUAUUUUGGGAACGCGCUGGCCGUGGCGUUGACUCCAACAUGUAUCGCAAAGGAUGUUUUGUCGAACCCGCUGAGGUACGGUGCGAGGAAGAUACGAGAAGCGGUGGAUUUGCUUAAGGAUGAUUAUGUGAGGUCGCAACUAGAUUACAUUCGGUGUCAGAAACAAUUGGAUUCUAUUCGGGCUUCAAAUUUUGAACAUGAGAAGCAUAACAACACAUCGUUUUAUGGGAACCCGAACCUUAUGAUUGUGAGUUGGAUGAGCAUGCCGGUGUACGAAGCAAAUUUCGGGUGGGGAAAGCCUGUGCAUUUCGGUUAUGGACCUGUGUUUCCUCAUGAUAUUGCGUAUAUUAUUCGGAGCUCUGAUGAGGAUGGGUCACUUGUCGUAUCCGUGCACUUGCAGAUAAGGCACAUGGAGCUUUUCAAGAAGUUCUUCUACCAAGAUACUUUGAGUCCGCUUGUUUCCUUGUUAGCUGCCCUCUAAACCCAAGUUAAUAUUAGAGCAACUCCAACGCUGGUUUCUUAGCCCAGCUGGAGUUGCUAAGGAACCAAGUUAGAGUUUCUUAUGCAUUGGAGCUUGGUUUCUUAAUGGUUUCUUAAUUCAUGAACAGUGUCCACGGUUCCUUCUGUAAGGAACUUUGCUUUUUGGUUUCUUAAUUAAAAUACAAUAUUUUCUCUCACAUAUUCACCAACAGCUUUCAGAGCGAAAUUAACAGAAAGGAUGAAAUUGAAGAUUUGAGGUUCAACAGAUUCAACAGAGACAUACACACAGAGCAUCAAGAUAAAAAAUUUAUUGAAAAAAAAAUCAAACUUUACAUUCAAAAAUCAAAUAAAAAAAAUUUGCAGCUCUCCGAUUCAGUUGUGGAAGCUCUGAUCUUAAAGGAAGCUCUUUGCAUGUGUGAAAAGGAAGCUCCUUUGCAAGCUUCAAGGCUUUGAGCAUAUGAAACAGGGGUUGUUGGGGGCGUACCGUGGCUGUAUGGUGGCGGUAGUGGUUGUUUGGUGGCGGUGGUGGUUGUUUGGUGACCGGUUUGGGCUUUAGAGGCGUGAAACACCAGAGAGAGGGAGAAGAAGUGAGGGAGAGAGGCAGAGGAAGAAGCUUCUGGAUGCAGGUGAGGGAGAAGAGAGGAAGAAGAAGAGAGAAGAGGGAGGAGGGAUGCGGCUAGGGUUUGAUGAAUGAGGGAGAGAGAGAAAAAGUUGAAUAUAUAGGUGGUGACCGGCUGAACAGGUCAUCCAACCGUUAAUGACCGGUCUAGACCGGUUAUGACUUGGUUUGGACUUGGUUUGACCGGCCUGGCCGGUUUUUUCUCUUUGGACUUUUUUUUUUGAAAUCAACUUUGGAUUACUUUGAUAAGCCCAAUUUUAUUUGAACUUUCAGCCCAAACAUUAAUAUUUAAUUAUAGUAUUAAGGAAAUUAAAAGAAAAUAAUUAAAUUUAAUUAUAUUAUUGAUUUAAUAUUAAAUUUUAAAUCUAAAUUGAAUGAAAAUAAAUAUUAUAAAUUAAUGUUGU
Messenger RNA from Lotus japonicus, 2453 nucleotides. RefSeq names its product hydroxycinnamoyl-CoA:piscidic acid hydroxycinnamoyltransferase-like. The record is from RefSeq and is a predicted model, not a curated record. Gene Ontology annotation, molecular function: acyltransferase activity, transferring groups other than amino-acyl groups. The coding region runs from base 13 to 1431 and encodes 472 amino acids. The transcript has 2 exons. NCBI's taxonomy places the organism in Eukaryota, Viridiplantae, Streptophyta, Magnoliopsida, Fabales, Fabaceae.